UUAAACAAAACCAAAAUAGUAUUAUCGUUAUUAUUAUCCAGACUGCGUGAAUCACACAGCAGUCGAGAGCAGUGGCGGGUAUGAAACACAGGCUUCAAGCCAAAAACAAGAAACUUCAGCAACAACAUAGCAGUGAAAUGGAUUUCUCAACCCGUUGCCGUGGUUGUUUAUCUAAUAACGAAGAAUCUUUGCGUUCACCGGACGAUUCAGUAGAAGCUCUGAAGCUACUUCAGGAAUGCGUGCGAUUAUCGGUAACGAUUAAUGCUCAACCGAAUUUUCCAAAGAAAAUCUGUAUAUCUUGUCACGAAAAAUGCCUGUCGUGGAAACAGUUUCAACGGCAGUGUUUGGAAACUGACCGAUUACUGAAUUUCAACGUUUACGGCGAACCAGAAAACUCCCAACUUGACAUCGAGAAUAUUUCGGAACACAAAACAGAUGAUGUUUUGAGUGGAAAAUGCCUUUUUAAUGAUAAAGAAUACCUCGUAAUUCAUUCAAGAAUGGAAGAUCAGCGUAAUGAAACUCCCCGCUAUCUUGAGCAGGAAAUCGAAAUUGAAUUUGAAAUUGAGGAUAAUGUACAAGCAAAAGAUUGCGAAAACAAGCAAAUAUUAGCGACAUUUUACUCUUCUGAAAAUGAUGAACCAACAUUGCCUACUCGAGUUUCGAUAGAAAAUAAUACCGUAGAAGAAGUUUCAGUAGUCCAAGUAAAAACAACAGCGCAUAAUAGCAAAAACAAUGAGCUAUAUUGUGAACAAUGCAUGAUGCGAUUUCGAAGUUCAGACCGGUAUCAAGCACAUCUUCGUCACCAUCAAGGGCUUAAGCCCGAGAUUUGCAAAGUAUGUAACGGAGAGUUUAAUACCUCUAGGGCAUUGCGGAGUCACAUGCUGAGACAUACAGACUGUAAAAAGUAUUCUUGUCACGAUUGCGGACGGACUUACAAAUACAGUACAUCUCUAACGCUUCACCGUAAAACUCACCGAGAUGUGCCUCGAUUCGUUUGUGAUCUUUGUGGAAAAUCGUUCGUGAGAGCUCACGGGUUGAAAAGCCAUUUGAUUUCACAUUCGACAGAAACGCCUUUCGAAUGUAGUCAUUGCCAGAAAAGGUUCAAAAAUGAAAUCAUGCUACGAAAUCACGUUCUCCGGAGACAUGACGGAACGAAAAAAUUUUCUUGUCCGGAUUGUGCAAAGUGCUUCACUACUGGAGCUGAACUACGAAUACAUUCCCGAAGCCACACUAACCAAAAACCUUACAAAUGCUCUCGGUGUGAGAAAUGUUACAAAACGCACAGUCACUUAACAGUUCACUUUCGGGCGGCUCAUACAACAGAACGACCCUACGCGUGUGACCUUUGCGAACUAAGUUUUGCUCAUAGUAAAGUAUUAAAACAGCAUCGACUAACGCACACCGGUGAGCGCCCGUGGGGUUGUUCUGUUUGCAAGCGAACAUUCCGGCAGAAUAGCACUUUACAAGGUCAUAUGAAAACACACAGAAGAAAAUCAUCCGAGCCAGUAGUCGCGUGACAUAUCCAAACCGGGGUUGGGGGUUUCGUUUAGGUUUACCUCAAUUUAAAUCAAUAAAAACUCUGAUUA
Molecule: messenger RNA, 1586 nt
Organism: Wyeomyia smithii (pitcher-plant mosquito)
Lineage: Eukaryota; Metazoa; Arthropoda; Insecta; Diptera; Culicidae
Product: zinc finger protein 180-like
Exons: 2
Coding region: 81-1517 (478 amino acids)
Biological process (GO): regulation of DNA-templated transcription
Cellular component (GO): nucleus
Molecular function (GO): RNA polymerase II cis-regulatory region sequence-specific DNA binding; DNA-binding transcription factor activity, RNA polymerase II-specific; zinc ion binding
Source: RefSeq, a predicted model, not a curated record